CUUAAAGAGAGACAGAGAGAGAGGUAGUAGUAGCCAUGGCGAUGAAGGGGAAGUUGCAGUCUGAGAUGGAAGUGAAAGCAUCUGCCGACAAAGUCUACCAUGUGCUGAGGAAAACAUCACACCACAUCCCCAACCAUACCUCGAAGAACAUCCAUGGAGUUGAAGUUCACGAAGGAGAUUGGGAGACUUCUGGAUCGAUCAAGAACUGGAAGUAUACUAUAGAUGGGAAGCCGGAGGUGUUGAAGGAGAAAAUGUUGUUCGACGACGAGAAGAAGCUGGUGACCUUGAUCGGGCUGGAAGGCGACGCAAUGAAGCUGUACAAAGUGUACACAGCCAAGUUCGAGAUCAAGCCGAAAGAUGUUGCCGGCGGCGGCAGUGGCAAUGGCAGCAUUGUUAGCAUCACGGUGGAGUAUGAGAAGCUGAACCCUAGUUGCCCACCUCCAUACAAAUACCUGGAUUUCCUCGAGAGCGCUUUCCAGGACAUCACUGAAGCCGUUGCCUGAUCACCACCAACAAUCAAUGCAUAAGAAACAAAAUAAGAGUAUUGUGAAUAUGGUUUAUAUUAUUUGUUUCGUAUUUGAUGAUAUGGGUUUGUAUUGUUUGCUCAUCAAAACCUUUGUACGUGUCUGAAAAAAUAAUGAGAGGGCGGCUUAGAGAUAGCUCUCUUGCAAACUUUCUAGGUGUCUUAAGGUUCAUGAUCAGUUGGAAUAUUGUAUGGUGAUGAAUCCCUCUUGUGGAUGUGGUAUGAAGAUUUGCAUUCUAAAUGUAAUGAAUUAACGGGUCUUUGGUUGAAUAUGGUAUCUAUAACUCGAGUUGUUUGCCAUCAAACAGUUUAUGAUACGGUAUACAAUAAGCUGAUUCGACGGUAUGGUCUUGUGUUCGAAUCUGGACGAUAUAAAAGUUGAAUUAAGCACGUCACUGUAUGACGAGUGUGUACAAAAUUCACUGUCGUUCGAGCGACAUGUAAGAAAAUCGUAUAAGGUUCUACUCGACCCUCUCCAUAAUAAUGGUAUGUAAAGUGAAAGACGAGUAUGCCUAUUAGCUACCAUUUCUACGAGAUUCAGCUAGGUUUAAUUGUCAAGAGAUUCUUAUUUUCAGCCCUCCUCGCUUUGAAAAGGCACAGCCUCUCUGUCUGCAUAAUGUGGUUGCCCUUGCAUCCCAAAUCCCAUCUGAUGGUGAUUUUGAUAAUGCUCACUGACAUUAAUUUCACAGGAGACCCAUCAACAUAAUGAAGAUUAGCGACAAUAAAUUCCCAUGCAAAGCAAUUGAGUGUUGGACACGUCAAUGCUAAUUAUAUAUGAACGGUCUAGUUAAGCCUAAGCAUAGUUGAUAAAAAGAAGUUGCGUCUUUAUCUUUCUCUGUUCCCUAACUUGUUACCAUUUGGUUUCAUUCAAUCAUCUCAAUUUGCCAUGCUUCAACGGAGUUGAAAUGUGUCAUUUCCAAAAUAAACAAUACAAGCCGUC
Linum trigynum is the source of this 1463-nucleotide messenger RNA. NCBI's taxonomy places the organism in Eukaryota, Viridiplantae, Streptophyta, Magnoliopsida, Malpighiales, Linaceae. The record is from the annotation of a GenBank genome assembly.